AUGCGCUUCUACCUGCUUGCGCUCCUCAGCGUAUAUGCCGCGCUCGCCUCGGCGGCCAUCACAUACCGGAUCCAGAAGUCGACCAACCCGACAUCGGACGAGGCCGACGCCUACGCGCGCAUCGAGUCGGCCGUGAAGCUGGCCGUGGCGCGGUACAACCGGCUGGCCACGCGGCCCAACAAGUCCAUCACGGUGCAGUACGUGCCGAGCGUCGCCACGGCCGACGGCAACUUCAACGGCAACAUCCGCUUCGGCAAGAACCGCUCCUACAUGACGGAGCGGACGGCACUCCACGAGAUUGCGCACACUUUGGGGAUUGGGCAGACCAGGGCCUUUGAUACUAGAUGUGCUGCCAAUAACUGGCCGUCUGCUACGAGGCUGCUGCAGUCGUGGGACGGGCCCAGCGCUAAGAUCAAUUGUGGUGGAGGGCAUAUUUGGCCGUAUGGGCUUAACUAUGAGAAUGAAAUGAGCGAGACGAAUGCCAAUCGGCAUUGUCAGCUUAUUGAUGCCAUGUUGGCUGAUGGGUUGGCUGCGUGA
Canariomyces notabilis is the source of this 537-nucleotide messenger RNA. RefSeq lists its product as uncharacterized. The transcript has a single exon. The record is from RefSeq and is a predicted model, not a curated record. The coding region runs from base 1 to 537 and encodes 178 amino acids. NCBI's taxonomy places the organism in Eukaryota, Fungi, Ascomycota, Sordariomycetes, Sordariales, Chaetomiaceae.